GACAACUCUAAGCAAUGGAAUUUCAUCAACAUGUGUACCAACUUUACUAAAAUAGUCUCGAGAGUAUCGAUAUCUCGAUGUAAACAAACAUUCAGAAUAACUUUUGAAGCAAUCAUCAACUUUAAUAAUGACUGGAAAAACACUUCUAAGUUCUCUUUUGCAUUAUAAAUGUAGACAAAAGUUUUAUUCAACGACAAAAAUCAAAAGGUUUGUAGUACCUGAUGAAUUAGUACCUUGGGAAGUGGAGUUUCCUGGAUAUGAUCCAGCUUAUUACACUGCUACUGAUGGAAAACCUUGGGCAGAUAAAAAUAUCGGUGAUGUAGGAUUCCAGCCUAAAUGGAAUGCUCAAGAUGGUGAUAUAAAUCGACAAAGUUUGACAAAAACCUAUCGAAUCACUCAGGAUGGUUAUCCUUUGAAUCCUAUAGGCCGGACUGGUAUCAAAGGACGAGGUUUAUUAGGUCGUUGGGGACCUAAUCAUGCAGCAGAUCCCAUAGUAACUCGCUGGAAGCGUGAAAAUAAUGGAGACAAAGAAAUAAAAAUGGAUCCUACGACUCAGAAACCAGUACUCCAAUUUAUAGGAAUCCAGAGAAGAGAUACGAGAGAGUGGGCAAUUCCGGGAGGCAUGGUUGAAGGAAAUGAAGUGAUUUCAUCAACAUUGAAGCGCGAGUUUAUGGAGGAAGCAUUAAAUUUAUUGGAAAAACAAGAUAAAAAUCCAGAAGAAGUUAAAGGAUUUAAAAAAGAAGUUGAUAAAUUGUUUGAAAAAGGAGAAAAAAUAUUUCAAGGCUACGUUGAUGAUCCUAGAAAUACAGAUAAUUCAUGGAUGGAAACGAGAGUAUUUAAUUUCCAUGAUAAUGAUGGAAGUUUAUUGGAUAAAAUAACUCUUGAAGCUGGAGAUGAUGCUGCUGAUGUUAGAUGGAUGGACAUUGAUAAUAAAUUGAAUUUAUACGCAAGUCAUAGCAAAUUUCUGCAGUUAGUUGCACAAAAACAUGAUGCUCAUUGGUAGAUAGUCAUUAUAAAAUAAUUUUAAUUUAUUAUUAAUUAUAAAAUAGUGGAAGAAAUAUUUGUAUAUUUUUAAUAAAAUUCAAAUUUCCCGCA
Messenger RNA from Chelonus insularis, 1095 nucleotides. Its product is annotated as ADP-ribose pyrophosphatase, mitochondrial. The record is from RefSeq and is a predicted model, not a curated record. The transcript is spliced from 2 exons. The coding region runs from base 128 to 1003 and encodes 291 amino acids. Lineage: Eukaryota; Metazoa; Arthropoda; Insecta; Hymenoptera; Braconidae. Gene Ontology annotation, molecular function: ADP-ribose diphosphatase activity.